Magnusiomyces paraingens is the source of this 927-nucleotide messenger RNA. RefSeq lists its product as uncharacterized. NCBI's taxonomy places the organism in Eukaryota, Fungi, Ascomycota, Dipodascomycetes, Dipodascales, Dipodascaceae. The coding region runs from base 1 to 927 and encodes 308 amino acids. The record is from RefSeq and is a predicted model, not a curated record. The transcript has a single exon.
AUGACUUCUUCUUUAUCACUUCCAUCAGCCAUUCAUCCAUCUGAAGUUUCAUCAGCAUUCAAUUUUCAAGAUGUUCCUCUCCUUAUCGACACUGCUUCACCAACAACAAAGCAAUGGGUUAUUGGCUCCACAACUGUAGGGGCAGCAGCAUCAUUUACAUCACCAGGCUAUGACGUUGGAGCCCAAGAAACAACCUCUGUAGCAAACAAUGUUGUGGUAGGUGCAGCGGCGGCAGCAGGUGGUACUACUGUCACUACUGCGACCACUAUCCAGGCAGGUGCUGGAGUUGACGGAGCAUCCGGUACCGGCGUUGCAGGAGCAUCUGGUGUUGGUGUAGCAGGGGUUGCGGUUACUGUUGGAACAGGUGCUGUAGCUUCAGCAGGCUCAAAUGAUGCUACUGGUGCUGCUGGUGCUGCAGCAACCGGUGCGGCAGGUUCCGCUGCUGAUGCCAACGCGUCCCCGACCAAUGUCGUUUCGGUUGCUGUUGACGCAUCUGCUGCUGCUGGUUCUGCUACCAGUACUUCGACUGCCGUUAUUAUUGGCGGCUCUUCUAUUGCCUCUUCAUCACCUCAAGCAUCUCCUAGCGCUUCUGCAGGAUCCGGGUUUAGUUCUAGCUCCAGUUCUGGCUCCAGUUCUAGCUCCAGUUCUAGCUCAAGCUCAGGAUCAGGCGGAUCAGAGGCAGCAGCUGCAGGUUCGGGUACAGGUUCAGGAUCGGCAGCAGCUGCAGCAGGUGACAGUAGCACUUCUACCCUCUCUGCUGUUCCUAUUUCAACAAGCAUCAGUGGAAACACUACUUCACCAACUACCCCAGCGUUGGUUAAUGCUGCUAGCAUUGCAAACAGUCGCAAUUCUGCUUACUUGAUGAAAAUUGUUGGGGUAUCGCUUUCUAUUUCUCUCAUUUCUUCAAUUUUUGCCUCAGUAGCAUAA